Rhipicephalus sanguineus (brown dog tick) is the source of this 2141-nucleotide messenger RNA. RefSeq lists its product as uncharacterized. The record is from RefSeq and is a predicted model, not a curated record. Gene Ontology annotation, cellular component: plasma membrane. The coding region runs from base 152 to 2026 and encodes 624 amino acids. Lineage: Eukaryota; Metazoa; Arthropoda; Arachnida; Ixodida; Ixodidae. The transcript is spliced from 8 exons. Gene Ontology annotation, biological process: protein processing. Gene Ontology annotation, molecular function: metalloendopeptidase activity.
ACACUCGCAGCCCGAUGCCGGCCGAGCUGCCGCUGAUGUAGGCGAUGCCGCCGCCGGACGUGCCGCGGAGGGAGGCGUCGCCGAUGCCGAGGAAGGCGUCGUUGACGAAGACGAGGUGGAGCGCCUGGCCAGCUGGCUAAGCUUGUUCCGCAUGCUCGUCAUCUUCCUGCCCCUGUUCGCGCUCUGCAUGCCGAGCCUGCUCGGCGACUGGGAGCGCGCGCGUCGCAACGAGACCUCCCUCGCUUCCCGGCGGUUCAUGGGCUUCAUCACGCCUCCCGGAGCGUCAUAUCGCCGACAGUCGGUCCGCACCACGUGCCGUAGCCGAGCAUGCAUCGUGGCCGCCUCGAGCAUCUCUCUCGACCCUACGGCCAACCCGUGCGACGACCUGUUCGGUCACGUCUGCAACAACUGGAUCAGGGACCAUCGCCUCAGCCGGAAUGCGGAAACUUGGGAGGUGAAUCGUGACCGGCGCACGGUAGACCACUUACACCAGGCAGCGCUGACUGAAGACCUGCACAAGAUUCUGGCGGCCAGGGCCGACGGGCGCUGGUUGCCCGUGGCGUUGCACCGUCUCUACAGCAAGUGCCUCAAGCCGGGACUCAAGGACGCUGCCGAGCUUCGUACUAAGCUGCUUGACAGUGCUAGUCUCUUGUCUUGGCCAUACAGCGCACGGGACAAGGCCCACGCCAAGGACAUCUCCAAGGCGGUGGGCAACGCCUACUACUUCACGAACGAGCCGGCACUUCUGCGCAUGGGUGUGGGCGCCGACGGUCGUGCUUUUCUGGCCGAGCCUCGGCUGCUGCUGGACGCUCUGACGGUGGGUCCCCGCGAGGUGGCGCAGGCUGCCGCUGCGGUCUUCUUGUCGGCCGGAGGGCAGCUGCCGGUGCCCGAAUACGUCAACAAGGUGGAGGAGCUCCUGGACAAGGCGCGAAGGGGCGACGACCCAGCACCGUGGAAUACCACGCUGCGCCUUCCAGCGAAAUACGAGCCGGAGUUGGCGCUUUACGCGCUCACGGCCUUGUCUCCGCUGGUGACCGGCGUGGACACUGAAUCCCUGUUGGGCUUCCUGCGGCGCCAGCUGUCCAGCGAGAUUCGUGCCGGUGCGCUAGACUUAGACGACCCGACGCUUGCGGAUCAUCUUGCCGACCGUAUCUACUCCAUGCCGUGGAUCGGACCUGCGCCGAGUUGGCUGCGGAACGUCACUUUACGCGAGGCAUACUUCAUGAGGUUCUACGAAGGCAAAGCGGCGCCCGUUGGGUCCGCGGAUACGUCGCAGGCCAUGUUCGCCUGGAUGCAAGAGAAGGCAGUCAGCGAGCACCUGGCGACGAACGGGCCGCACAGGACCACCGGCGACCAGCCUUGGCGUCCCGGCCUACUCUCAACGCGCUGCAUGCUCGCGCUGCGCGAAGGAGAGGCCGCCGACAGCGAUGGCGCGCCGCGGCCUGAAGCCACGCUACAGGUGCCACCGGCUGCAUUGGACUUACUCUGGGGCACACAUCCGUCGACAGCCAUGCUACAGGUGGCACGCAUCGGCGUGCGUGCGUUCAAGGCAGUGCUGGAGCAUCUGUUCCGCUGGCAGCAACGGCAGCACACCGACGCCACGGGACCGCACGUACUCGACAACUGCACCCCGUGGGACGCGGCCCCGCGCCAGCUGGACAUUGCUCUCGAGUCCAGGGCGCUGUCCCUGGCGUUACGUGCUUACCUGGCGUGGCCAGGAGCCCCGGAGCUCGUGCUGCCGACACUGCUGCAUCUGGAACCCGAACAGCUCUUCUACGUCUUCUACGCGCUCAACCAGUGCGAGGUCAAUGGGCCGGACGUGGAGCAGACUCUCGCUUCCAGGAGCAAGCCGCGCGACGACGGGGCCCGAGCCGGCCGUGCUUCCUGGGUCAACCGGGUGACGGCCAGGAACGAGGACUUCGCCAGGGCCUUCAGGUGUCCUACGCCGCUGAAGCCACCGAACCCGUUUCGCGACUGCGGCCUGGUUCCCCCUCGAGCUCCGGGGGCACGGACGGUCCGCACCUGAGCUUGCGGACUUCAACAGAAAACUUUCAGGCGCCCCCGUGGAAUCGGAGAAGCCUUCGCUUUUUACAUAAAUAUAUCACACGUUCAUUAAACUGCAAGUGCUCAGGGCUCAUUCU